This is a messenger RNA of Marasmius oreades (fairy-ring Marasmius), 1648 nucleotides long. RefSeq lists its product as uncharacterized. Bases 139 to 1557 code for a protein of 472 amino acids. The transcript is spliced from 7 exons. Gene Ontology annotation, molecular function: NAD binding; UDP-glucose 6-dehydrogenase activity. Gene Ontology annotation, cellular component: cytosol; nucleus. Lineage: Eukaryota; Fungi; Basidiomycota; Agaricomycetes; Agaricales; Marasmiaceae. Gene Ontology annotation, biological process: glycosaminoglycan biosynthetic process. The record is from RefSeq and is a predicted model, not a curated record.
CUUAUCCCCUGAUCCUAUCAUUCACAGCCAACUUUUAUCAUGCAAGGGACGAUAGCGGCAUUUAUAACUGUAUUCUUUCUGGUCAACGUCCAUCGACUUCCCUUUCCCUCCUUUCCCUCUCUCUCCCGUUGAAUCACAAUGGCUCCGGUUAAGGUUUCCAAGAUAUGCUGCAUCGGUGCUGGCUAUGUCGGUGGCCCCACAUGUGCUGUGAUAGCCCUCAAAUGUUCCCAUAUCACUGUGAACAUCGUUGACGUUAAUCAAGCGCGUAUCAACCAGUGGAACUCGGAAGAUUUCACGCUGCCCAUCUAUGAACCUGGGUUGGAAGACGUUGUUAGGCAAUGCCGUGGAAGGAACCUCUUCUUCUCAACAGAGGUCGAUAGAUGUAUACAAGAAGCCGACCUGAUCUUCGUCAGUGUCAACACCCCCACGAAGAAGACUGGUGUUGGCGCUGGCUUUGCUGCAGAUCUCAACUAUGUUGAGCUCGCAACCCGUCGUAUUGCCGCUGUUGCAACGACAUCCAAAAUCGUUGUCGAAAAGUCUACCGUUCCAUGCCGAACUGCGGAAUCCAUGCGAACUAUCCUUGAAGCUAACUCAAAGCCCAACUGUCGUUUUGAUAUUCUAUCCAACCCAGAAUUCCUUGCUGAAGGGACAGCUAUCAAGGAUUUAUUGAACCCCGAUAGAGUCCUUAUUGGCUCGCUGCAAACUCCUGAGGGUAUUGACGCAUGCCGAAGUUUGUCGAACGUGUAUGCAACCUGGGUACCAGUGGAUCGCAUCUUGACUGUAGGGCUCUGGUCCUCGGAGCUCUCCAAGCUCGCCGCGAAUGCUAUGCUUGCACAACGUAUCUCUUCGAUAAACGCGCUAUCAGCGAUUUGUGAAGCAACGGGCGCCAAUAUCGAUGAAGUAGCCCAUGCUGUUGGAUACGAUACGCGUGUUGGGCCGAAAUUCCUGAAAGCUUCCGUUGGUUUCGGAGGGAGUUGCUUCCAAAAGGAUAUUCUGAAUUUGGUCUAUCUCAGCGAGAGCUUACAUUUACCAGAGGUAGCCGCCUAUUGGAGACAGGUUGUGGAAUUGAAUGAGUAUCAGAAGAGGAGGUUCUCAAAACGCGUAGUCGACACGUUGUUUAACACCAUUACAGGCAAGCGGAUAGCUGUUCUUGGGUUCGCAUUCAAGGCGGAUACAGGUGAUACUCGGGAAUCGGCGGCCAUUACAUUGAUUCGCGACUUUCAGAAUGAACGGGCAUUAGUCAGUAUCUAUGAUCCACAGGUUGCUCAUGAUCAGAUAUGGAUGGACCUGGCGGAAGCCAGUCCCAAUAUACCCCUAGACACGAUCAAGAAACAGGUGACUAUUUGUAGCUCAGUGCUUGAGGCAUGCAGCAGCGCGGACGCUGUGGUUAUUGCAACGGAAUGGAAAGAGUUUAAGGAAAUUGAUUGGGAGGUGGUGUACCAAGGCAUGAAUAAGCCUGCAUUCGUGUUUGAUGGACGAUUGUUGUUAGAUGCAGAUAAAUUGGCAAAGAUUGGAUUCAAGGUAGCUGUCAUUGGAAGGGGUACAGGAGCUGCUUAGUACAGAAUGCCGUUGCCGUUGAUAAAUCGGAUGUAAUCAAGUUUUGUCACCGCGUAUACUUUCAACCCAGUUUCAACCCAGAUCUUUUCUA